AUGCCAGCCCCACCAGACUCCGACCCCCAUUUGGGCCAACCUGGAAACCCGGUACCCGACAUCCCCGCCUUUGAGUCCGACGACCUAGAUGACAUCGUGGAUAUCGAAGACGUAGAAGAAACCGAUGAUUUCGAAGAAGAAGAAGAGCCGGAGCCCAUGACUCCAGAGGCUCAAAUGCACAUGGAUCCGACCAGAAUGGAGGCCCUUUUCCAGCGAUUAUCCACUGAGCGAGUCCCCAUCCGGGUCCAUGACGUCAUAAUCAAGGGCAAUACGAAGACCAAGAUCUCCUUGAUCGAGUCCGAGGUGGAGAAUCUCAAGAAGGCCACUACCGUCCAGCAGCUGCUACGCUCUGCCGCACACGCCAACGCUAAGCUGCAGCGCCUUGAUAUUUUUGAUUCCGUUAGCAUCACCCUUGACACUGGUCCACCUGAACUCCCCGGCACGGCCAAUGUUAUUGUCGAGGUUUCUGAGUCUACGAACUCCCUAACGGGAGAUAUCGGGCUUUUCUCUAGACCCGAGGCUAGGUCUUGGUCUCUAGAAGGAUCAGUAAAGCUGAAAAAUUUGUUUGGUUAUGGGGAUUUAUGGGAUACUUCUGUCACUUAUGGCUGGGGUCAAGCAUCGGAGGUUAGUGCCGGUUUAUCUGUACCAAAACUCAGAGCAUUCUCCACACCUUUGACAGCUCGGAUAUCUCUACUUUCUCGAGAUUUGUUGAAGUUUUCUUCUUAUAAAGAGCGAGCAUUUGGCAUGUCACUUGGCCUAGUUUCUAGUGGAAACCACAAUUUGUCAUACGAUCUCUCUUUGUGUACCUUAUCUGAUCCAUCGCAAAUGUCUUCCCCCACAGUGAGAAGGCAACUUGGACAGGGUUUGCUCUCAGCUUUGAAGUAUACAUUUAAAAUUGACCAAAGAGAUUCACCUCUGAGGCCAACUCGAGGACAUGCUUUUGUUUCCAAUACUCAAAUUGGUGGUCUUGUUCCAGAUUUUCGGAGCUUACGUUUUAUUCGUCAGGGGUUUGAUCUUCGUUAUGCUAUACCCUUGGGAUUUUAUCGUGCUGCAUUAAACUUUGGAAUCUCGAGUAGUGUUUUUUUUCCUUGGGGGAGUGGAUUCUUGAAUACACCUUCUCAGUUGUCUGAGAGGUUCUUUAUGGGAGGUAAUUCUUCUCCAGUUUGCACAUUGGGUUGCCCAACAUCAUUGUUGGGUUUCAAGGCAAGGGGACUGGGCCCUGCUGAGCCUAGACGGAAUGCCGGGGAAAACCUUAAUGACGAAAGCUCUGAAUCUUCUGGAAUUGAUUUUAUUGGAGGAGACCUUACUGUCACUGCUUUUGCGGACUUCUCUUUUGAUCUACCCUUGAGGGUGUUUUUGUACCGACUAAAUUAUUCCGUAUGGAGGUUAACUACUGCUACAUUUUGA
Fraxinus pennsylvanica is the source of this 1407-nucleotide messenger RNA. The record is from the annotation of a GenBank genome assembly. NCBI's taxonomy places the organism in Eukaryota, Viridiplantae, Streptophyta, Magnoliopsida, Lamiales, Oleaceae.